This is a messenger RNA of Candidozyma duobushaemuli, 378 nucleotides long. RefSeq names its product adrenodoxin (gene YAH1). The record is from RefSeq and is a predicted model, not a curated record. Gene Ontology annotation, cellular component: mitochondrion. Gene Ontology annotation, molecular function: 2 iron, 2 sulfur cluster binding. Gene Ontology annotation, biological process: P450-containing electron transport chain; positive regulation of oxidoreductase activity. Lineage: Eukaryota; Fungi; Ascomycota; Pichiomycetes; Serinales; Metschnikowiaceae. The transcript has a single exon. Bases 1 to 378 code for a protein of 125 amino acids.
AUGCACGGCCACCUUCACAAACCCAAGCCUGGUGAAGAACUCCAUGUUACCUUUAUCACCAAAGACGGAGGACAGCAGACCUUCGAGGUUGCAGAAGGCGACAACCUUUUGGAUAUUGCACAGGCACAUGGACUCGAUAUGGAAGGUGCCUGCGGUGGCUCGUGUGCCUGUUCGACGUGCCAUGUAAUUGUGGAUCCUGACUUUUACGAUGAGAUUCCAGAGCCUGAUGACGACGAAAACGACAUGUUGGAUUUGGCCUUUGGCUUGACCGAGACGUCUCGUUUGGGCUGCCAGGUGAAGAUGUCCAAGGAGUUGGACGGGAUCCGGGUCGCCUUGCCUGCAAUGACGAGAAACCUCCAGCUGAAGGACUUUAACUAG